UAGUGGACACAUUUUGAGUUACUUUUGUCAAGAUGAUGUUAACAGGAAGAUCGGCAUAAACAAGCUUGGUGAUCUUCAGGUGACUACCUUUUGGGGUUAUGCUGCUACUAUUUCUCGAAAGGAGGAUAUGAUGAUAUAUACAGGUCGUUCACAACAAAUGCAAAAGUUGGAUGCUCUAAGAUCAUGUCCAAUUCUCUUGAUUGGAACUAUGCUCUUAUUGAGGACGUUAUGAAGACUGUUUCAAAGUUAUCAUUUUAUUUCUUUUGGCUUUGGUAGUUGAAUGUGUUGUAACUUCUGUUUGGUUUGCAAUUAACGUAAGAAAGGCUGUUUGUAUAAGGUUUUUGCCUUUUCACCAUGGUUUCUCCAGUGGUGGAACUUGCUGUUCAGUUUUGUAAUAUAUAUAAAAAGUCCUUUG
Messenger RNA from Arabidopsis thaliana (thale cress), 415 nucleotides. RefSeq lists its product as uncharacterized. Lineage: Eukaryota; Viridiplantae; Streptophyta; Magnoliopsida; Brassicales; Brassicaceae. The transcript has a single exon. The record is from RefSeq and is marked reviewed. The coding region runs from base 128 to 232 and encodes 34 amino acids.